This is a messenger RNA of Bombyx mandarina (wild silkworm), 4452 nucleotides long. RefSeq lists its product as uncharacterized. The record is from RefSeq and is a predicted model, not a curated record. Lineage: Eukaryota; Metazoa; Arthropoda; Insecta; Lepidoptera; Bombycidae.
AGCUGGAAAAGUGUUAUCCUUACAAUUAAUUACUUCUACACACUUCACUGCUCUGUUACUAUGAAUCCACUUGAAUCUUCACUGGCUGAGAUGUCAGAGCUGUUUAAUGCACGUAUGGCGAAGUUCGAAGCCCAGCUCAACAAGUCUCCAGAACCAUCAACCACAUCAUCAAGUUUGGCAUUGGAAUUUUCGUCAUUUCGGGCAUUUAUUACUGAGGCACUUAAUAACUUGCAACAGCAGGUGGAGAUGCUCGCGCGCAUGCAAGAUAAUACAGAGACUCGCAGCCGUAGAAAAAUGUUGAUCAUUCACGGAGUAGCUGAGACUAAGGGUGAGCAAAUUGAACAGGUAUUGUCUAAUUUCAUAGGCAGUCAUCUUGCUUUGGCCGAGUUCUCCUCAACUGAUAUUAGAAGAUGUCACCGUAUGAAUAGAUUGUCAACAUCCGAAGGCUCUCGUCCCAUACUGAUAAAAUUCCAAACGUAUGAAAUGCGCAGUCAAGUUUGGUUUUCUAAAACAAAACUAAAGGGUACCGGCUUUACUAUUUCGGAGUUUCUGACGAAAGCGCGGCACGACAUUUUCAUGGCUGCACGGAGUAGAUUCGGCAUGAAGAAGGUCUGGACCAAGGAUGGCUGUGUCUACAUUUUGGGAGCGGAUGGCAUCAAACAUCGCGUCGUUACACAUCGAGAUCUUAAUCAUCUUCAAAAGAACACAUCGGAGGCAGUCCCUGAGGUUGAUGCUCAUAAGCGUGCUGUUACAAAACCGGCUGUGGUAAAGGCAAAGCGCGCUGCUGCUAGAAAGUGAUAGUGAUAAUCUUGCUUCUUGUUUGUUUCCUUUCUUGUGUAUAACAGGAUUAACAGGUGACAAAGUGAAAUUAACUUUCCUUAUAAACUUUUUAAUUAUCAUUUUUUUACAUUUUAUCGUUAAUUUUGUUUAUAAUUUAUAAUAUUAAUAAUGUAGUAUUAAUUUCAAACUACCUGUUUUUUAGCUUAUAAGUACCUAGCCUUUUGUCGGUAGGUACAUUUAAUUUUAUAUUUAAAUAUUUGAGUGACAGUGACAGUGCAUGAUAUUGAAAAUUUUUUAACUGUCAACUUUCAAGUGGCAAAGGUAUCUUCGUCUAUACAGCUAAAUUACACGUAUUAAGUUUAAAGCGAAGCUUAAUAAAGAAAACGUCGAGAUGAAUUUAAGUAUACUGUAAUCUUUUCACUGCUACUCAUGCUUCUGAUUUGUAUUUCUUUAAUUUUAGUUUCUUUUAUUUAUUUAUUUUGUUUUCUUUUUUUCUUUUUCUUUUGCUUUGUAUUUACUAUUUAAUGUUUUCAUUUUCUAAUAAGAUUAUACUACCUAAUUGCUACGUAUAUUUUAUAUAGGUAUUCUAUUUUGCUACUUUGAUUUCCUUUUAUUUUGUUAUUUUGUUUGUCUUUUGGCUUGUUUUGUCUCUAUUAUAGUUAAAUUAAUUUUCAUAGACACUUUCCCAGUUGGUGGGUAUUAUUAAUUUGUAUAUAUAUUCAUAACCGUAUUGAUAUUUUGAUAUUGUGUAUAAUAUAUAAAUAUAUAUACUUUCUCUACUUAUAUGCUCAACUCAACAGAUACAAGUGAAUCUGAAACUUUUUAUUCAGCAAACAGCGACAACAGCGAUAUUAGUGUGCCUUCUUUAGCAGAAACAUUGUCUUCACGGUUCUCUGGUGUUCCUAGGAAUUUUAAUGUCGUUCAUAUCAAUGCCCAGAGUAUUCCGGCUCAUUUCCCUGACAUGCUGGCAAGUUUUGAUUCUAAGAAUAUCCAUGCUAUACUUGUGUCAGAAUCUUGGCUUAAGCCAUGUCUUCCGUCUACAUCUUAUACCAUUCCUGGUUUUCAACUUUUUAGGAACGACCGUAUUACUGGUGGCGGUGGUGGCGUUGCCAUUUAUAUCCGUUCAUAUUUUAAUUGUACAGUUGUUAAUGUAUCGGCACAGCCUACACCGCCAUGUGCGGGCGAGCACUUAUUUCUUGAAAUAGAACUUCAACACACGAAGAUGCUACUUGGUGUUUAUUAUUGUCCUUCGUCAAGUAUAGAUUUUUUUACUUCUUUUGAAACUUUGCUAGAAAACAUAAUGCCUUCAUAUACUCAUACCAUUAUCAUGGGUGACUUUAACACAUGCCUCCUUAAAAAUAAUUCUCGCAGUACUUUAUUUCACUCGAUGAUCGAAUCGGUAAAUUUAACUAUUCUACCGUUGAACUCGACACAUCAUUUUCCAAACUGUGCUCCUUCACUUCUUGAUCUUAUUUUCGUUACUUCUCUUGAUUACGUGGCUGACCAUGGACAAUGUUCAGCUGACGCUUUCUCAUAUCAUGAUCUCAUUUUCGUCUCAUACAAAGUACGACCUCCUAAGGCUAAGUCAAAAAUUCUUCUGCUGCGCAGUUUUAACGGUAUGGAUAUUGAAAGUCUUCGAGAAGAUGCAGGCAGCAUUGACUGGACUGCUUUGACGUGUUCUACCUCAAUCAAUGAGAAAGUUGAUCAGUUCAAUGCAAAAUUAACUGGUCUAUAUGACAAGCACGCACCAUGUCGACCAGUAAGAAUAAAACAUUUGCCAGCGCCGUGGCUUACUAAUGAAAUUAAAAGUAUCUUAAUCAAGAAGGCGGCUGCUAAAUUAAAAUAUAAGAAAAAACCUACCCUCGAAAAUGGCACAAAUUAUCACCGCAUCCGUAAUCACUGCAACAGGGUGUGUAGGGAUGCACAACGCCAACAUAUCCAUAGUGCUGUCGAAAAUGGAGAUCCAGCUAAAGUCUGGAAAUUUCUUAGAUCACUGGGGAUUGGAAAAUCACAACAUAACACUCAUUUAUCUCAUUCGAGUAUUGAUUUAUUAAAUCAACAUUUCUGUGCGUCGUCCGAUUUUGAUGGGACAACUAAAUCAAAAACAUUAAAUCAUAUUUCAUCUCUUCCAGUCCCAAAUUGCUCUCCAUUUGUUUUUAAUCACCUAACGGCUUGUGAUGUUAAGCGGAGCAUAUUAUCUAUAACUUCCAAUGCAGUUGGAAGUGACUGUGUCGCCCGUAAUAUGAUCCUUCCUAUCCUGGACCAAAUCCUUCCCGUUAUCUGUCAUAUCCUCAAUCACUCAUUAUCUAGCGGCAUCUUUCCAAAGGCUUGGAAAGAAGCACAAAUUACACCACUGCCAAAAAAGUCGAAUCCUAUAUCCUUUUCAGAAUACCGUCCAAUUUCCAUUUUACCGUUCCUUUCAAAGGUUUUAGAACGCUUGAUUCACAACCAGCUCAAUGAGUUUCUUACAAGGAAUCAGCUUUUAAACCCUUACCAAUCCGGCUUUCGUCCUGGUCAUAGCACAGUCACAGCCCUGGUGAAUAUUACGGAUGCCAUCAGACUUGGCAUGGAGAGUGGGAAACUGACGGUGUUGGCAUUGCUGGAUUUCAGUAAUGCAUUUGGCACCGUUGAUUUCGACAUACUUCUAGCCAUCCUUAGCUCCAUUAACAUAUCUCCGACCGUGGUUGAUUGGUUUCGAAGUUACCUGUCUGGUCGCCGACAGCGUAUUCACUGUGAGAAUGCCUAUUCUUCAUGGUGUGAAACGCACGUAGGUGUACCGCAGGGUGGCGUUUUAUCCCCUUUACUUUUUUCAAUUUUUAUAAAUUCUAUUUCUAUACAACUUACUUCUUCCUACCACCUGUAUGCAGAUGAUCUACAGAUCUAUACACAAACUUCUUUGUCAGAACUGACCAACGCGAUGAAGACGCUGAAUAAUGACUUAUCAAUAUUAUCCCGUUGGAGUAAUUCGCAUGGAUUGAGGGUGAACCCGUCGAAGACACAGGUCAUUGUUGUCGGCAGUUCAAGAUUGUGCUCGAAAGUGAAAUGGUCGCAGCUUCCGGCUAUUUUAUUUGAUGGCGUACCAAUUCCUAUCAGCGAUACUGUGAAAAAUUUAGGAAUCUUAAUUGAUAAAAACCUUUCAUGGAACGCUCAGAUAAAAGAGGUUAGCCGGAAGGUGUUUGCAACAGCUGGAUCUUUGAGACGGUUACGAAAUUUUCUUCCAACUGCCACUAAAACUGCGCUUGCACAAUCUCUCCUUCUUCCAAUUCUUGACUACGCCGAUGCCAGCUAUACUGAUUUAACUGAAACACAACUUGAUAAACUUGAGCGGCUACAAAAUUUCUGCAUAAGAUUCAUAUUUGGUUUACGGAAAUAUGAUCAUGUAUCUGAAUUUCGCACUAAACUCAAGUGGUUACCAAUUCGCCUUCGCCGCAAUACUCAUGUCCUUUCAUUACUAUACUGUACUCUCUUUAACCCCCAUGCCCCCAUAUAUCUCAAAGAACGUUUCGAGUUCCUACGUGAUACGCAUAAUUUUUCCCUGAGAUCAUCGGAUAGCCUGAGACUGAAAAUGCCGGCGCAUUCAUCAUCAUUCUUUGAUCAUUCAUUCACCGUCCAGGCGGUUCGAUUGUGGAAUGCUCUGCCGGAUGCAGUGAGAAGUGCUCAAACUUUAAACUG